Molecule: messenger RNA, 549 nt
Organism: Thyridium curvatum
Lineage: Eukaryota; Fungi; Ascomycota; Sordariomycetes; Thyridiales; Thyridiaceae
Exons: 2
Coding region: 1-549 (182 amino acids)
Source: RefSeq, a predicted model, not a curated record
AUGAAGCCUGUCAGCAUCCUCGUCGGCGCCCUUGCCGCUGUUGCCACUGCCGCUCCCACCGUUCCCACCACCAAGGAGAUCGAGACCCGCGCCAGCUUUGACCUGGGUCUGCUGAACAACCUCAACCGCUUCAACAACGUCAACCUGAACUAUCUCCUCAACAUCAACUCUCUGAACCUCCAGCUCCUUGCCCAGCUUGGCAACGUCAACAACUUCAACGUCCUGGGCUUCCAGGGCCUGUUCCAGAGCAACGUCUUCGACCUCAACGCUCUGCUCCAGCUCCAGCAGCUCGAGAUGGUCCUGCAGCUGGCUCAGCUCGGCCUGUUCAACGGCUUUGACCUGUCCACCCUGGCCUUCAACCAGCUGAACCUGGGUCUCAUCAACAACAUCGGUGGCUUUGACUUCAACACACUGAUCGACAACUCCAUUGUGCCCCAAAUCACCUCCAUUGCGCAGCAGACCGGGGUGUCGCCGCAGCCAGCCCCCGGCUCUGUCGUCACCGCUCAACAGGAGAGUGCACAGGACGGUUCGGCUUCGCUGCCUAAUUAA